Molecule: messenger RNA, 2081 nt
Organism: Pollicipes pollicipes
Lineage: Eukaryota; Metazoa; Arthropoda; Thecostraca; Pollicipedomorpha; Pollicipedidae
Product: putative ATP-dependent RNA helicase DDX23
Molecular function (GO): nucleic acid binding; ATP binding; RNA helicase activity
Source: RefSeq, a predicted model, not a curated record
CCCUCUCGCUGGAGGAGCUGCUGGCCAAGAAGAAGGCUGACGAGGAGGCCAAGAGCAAGCCCAAGUUCCUGACCAAGGAAGAGCGGGCGGCGGAGGCGCUGCGGAAGCGCCAGGAGGAGGUGGCGGAGACACGUCGCCUGCAGGAUGAGGAGCGCCAGAAGCGGAUGCAGUUCCAGACGGAGGGCCAGCGCAGUGUGGAGCAGCAGCGGCGGCAGCAGCGGCAAGAGACCUACCGACGACCGCAGCGGCCCGACCCGCGCGGCGACCGGCACAAACACGAGCCAGGGGGGGAGGUGAGCAAGGACAAACAGCGCGAGGAGCAGGCAAUCCGCGAGCGUUACCUGGGCCUCGUGAAGCGAAAGCGGCGCGUGCGCCGGCUCAACGACCGCAAGUUCGUGUUUGACUGGGACGCCGGCGAGGACACGUCCACCGACUACAACCAGCUGUACAAGGAGCGCCACCAGAUCCAGCUGUUCGGCCGCGGUCAUAUCGCGGGCAUCGACAUCAAGACGCAGAAGAAGGAACAGACCGAGUUCUACGGCGAACUGAUGGAGAACCGCCGAACCGCCGCAGAGAAGGACCAGGAGGUGCAGAGGCUGAAGAAGGUCAAGCGGCGAGAGGAGAAGCAGCGCUGGGACGACCGCCACUGGUCGGACAAGGAGGUGGAGAACAUGACGGAGCGCGACUGGCGCAUCUUCCGCGAGGACUACAACAUCAGCAUCAAGGGCGGUAAGGUGCCGUGUCCGAUCCGCAAGUGGAAGGAGAGCGGCAUCCCGCGUGACAUUCUGGAGGUCGUCGACAAGGCCGGCUAUCGGGAGCCGACGCCCAUCCAGCGGCAGGCCAUCCCCAUCGGCAUGCAGAACCGCGACAUCAUAGGCGUGGCGGAGACCGGCUCGGGCAAGACGCUGGCCUUCCUCAUUCCGCUGCUGGUGUGGAUCCGUAGUCUGCCCAAGAUGACGCUGAUCGAGGACCAGGACCAGGGCCCGUACGCCAUCAUCAUGGCGCCCACGCGCGAGCUGGCGCAGCAGAUCGAGGAGGAGUCCAACAAGUUCGGCUCCCCGCUCGGCAUUCGCACAGUCGCCGUCAUCGGCGGCCUCAGCCGCGAGGACCAGGGCUUCAAGCUGCGGCUGGGCUGCGAGAUCGUCAUCGCGACGCCCGGCCGCCUGAUCACGUGCUGGAGAACCGCUACCUGGUGCUCUCGCGCUGCGUCUACAUCGUGCUCGACGAGGCCGACCAUGAUCGACAUGGGCUUCGAGCCGGAGGUGCAGAAGAUCCUGGACCACAUGCCCGUCUCGAACGCCAAGCCGGAUACGGACGAGGCCGAGGACGAGGACCACCUGAUGGAGAACUUCAAGUCCAAGCACAAGUACCGGCAGACGGUCAUGUUCACGGCCACCAUGCCGCCGUCUGUGGAGCGGCUGGCGCGCAACUACCUGCGCCGGCCGGCCGUCGUCUACAUCGGUGGCGGCAGCAAGCCGGCGGAGCGCGUCGAGCAGAUCGUGCACCUGGUCACCGAGUCGCAGAAGCGCACCAAGCUGAUGGCCAUCCUGCAGAAGGGUAUCGACCCGCCAAUCAUCAUCUUCGUGAAUCAGAAGAAGGGCGCCGAUGUGUUGGCCCGCGGCCUCGAGAAGCUCGGCUACAACGCGGCCACGCUGCACGGCGGCAAGGGCCAGGAGCAGCGCGAGUUCGCUCUCGGCAGUCUCAAGGCGGGCAGCAAGGACAUCCUGGUAGCGACAGACGUGGCCGGCCGCGGUAUCGACAUCAAGGACGUCUCCAUGGUCAUCAACUACGACAUGACCAAGACCAUCGAGUCGUACACGCACAGGAUCGGCCGCACAGGCCGAGCCGGCAAGAACGGCGUGGCGGUGACCUUCAUCACGCAGGAGGACUCGGCCGUGUUCUACGACCUGAAGCAGCUGCUGGUGAACUCCCCGAUCAGCCAGUGCCCGGCCGACCUGGCCAACCACCCGGACGCCCAGCACAAGCCCGGCACGGUCAUGAACAAGAAGCGCAAGGAGGAGAAGAUCUACGUUUAGCGCCGGCCGGCCGGGGUGUGGGUACCGAGCCUCGGACCUGGGCGG